UAACAGCUGUCCGUCAACAUCGUGCAUAUACAACUUGUAGGAUUGAAGUGCGAUAAAACCGAAUGAUUGUUGUCCUUCCUCAAGCUGCAAAGUAAUAAAGAAAUGUUUUGUAUAAAUACCUCAGUGCAGUGAUCAACUGGUGUCAGUCAGCAUCUUGACGCGACACGACAGAAAGAAACGUUUAUGUAGAGGUUCUGGUACUGAAGGAGCUUUGCAGGAUCCAUCACCAUCUCAUAACAUAUAGAUGCAAGGUCGGCUGAUGAUGUGUUUUCAUGAGGAAGGAUAUACUAUGGGCUUCGGGAAGUGAAGUGGUGUACAGAUGUUUCUUCAGUGCUUCAAACAUGUUAUGUAAAAUUGCACUAAUGCUAUUAAUUUUCACUGGAAAAUGUGCAGCAGAGCAUUUGCUACACAUGUCGGUUGAAGAAGUAACAGCUCACAAUUACACAUACUACAGUCUAUCUUAUGAAGGAUACAUCAGACUUUAUCUGUACUCCCUAAAUGGUGAUGCUGAUCUGUACGUAUCACAGUAUGUUUCAAAGCCAACAUAUGAUCCAGGACUGAACUGUGCUCAGUCAACAACAUGUGGGGUGGAUGUUGUAGAUAUUCCAAGAAGUUUCAGGCGACCUGUUGGGAUUGGAGUCUAUGGCCAUCCAUCACAUCAAAGAACUGAAUAUCGUCUUGAAGCAUACUAUAUUGAUGAUGAACAUGAUAGUGGAGAUGUAGAUAUCCGUUCCUCAGGCACUGUGGAGACUGGGAGCACUGGUGUACCAAAGAAAAAGAAAGCUUCUGAUGACACAACUGACGAAAGUGUGAUAUGGUCAUUCGUAUUUUACAUUUUUGAAGUUGCGUUUGAUAUAAUGUUUAUUUGACGAAUUUGAUAUUUGCAUUUGUAAUGUUCCUGAGAGUCCAGGACAAUGAAGUGAAUGAAACAAAGUAUUUCAUUGGUGAAUUCAGGACUUCUUCCUCCAGAAACAUCAGUCAUUGGUGUUAAAAGGUGACACUAGUGUGCUGUGAAUAAUGAGCUUUCCUGUGAUGAAUUAUCACAUUAUCCUAUGACAGAAUGUGUCCGAUGUUUUUUAUACUUCGUCCAUUUAGAUGACUUUCAACUAAAUAAUUGUGCUUGAAAUUAAUAUUUCAAGCAUUUGAACAUUAAUUCCCUCAACUGUUUAAGUGUAAGACAUAAUGGCUUGACUGAGUAUUGUGUGGAAUUACACUGCACUGGUGUAGCUAUACUGUGUUAUUGUCUGGAUAGUACAAUAAAUAGUGGCCAGUAUCAAAUACUGCGGCAACAGCUGAAAUUACGUGUAGUGUGGUAAUCGUGUAUAGUUAAUGCUUUAAGAUGAUUUAAUGUACAACUCAUGUCUUCAAAGUGUGAUAUUCUGAAAUGUGGCACAGUCACUACAUUUCAAUAUGUUUUUUGUCAAACAUUAUUUACGUUGUGCUGAUGGGCAGUUAAUACUCCACCCGUUUUAUGUGCCAUUCGAGAGAAAGGUAUUUGAGUCAAUGUACCUGACAGAUUAAAACUAUGUACUAAUGUGUAACAUGUGCAUAGUCUGUUUCUCUUGGAAAUAUUAAUAAUAUAUCUAAGUAGUCAACAGUCUCUCUUCGGUGUUUAGAAAAAUAGUUUGUAAGUAUUAGUAGAGUGAAGCUUUGAAUUAAAGUAAGUGGGGUGCUCUGAAGAAUCAGAUGAAAGAGGCUUCCCUGCAAUAGGCAAAUAUUAGGGUUUGAAGUAUGAUUCACCAUGUACCUUUAAUCUGCCAAAAAAUUUAAUUUCAACAUACAAUCCCUCCACUGUAGUGUCGGGUACAUUAAUGACAUUAACAUAUUUUGCAUGCCAGAGAGAACUAUUGUGCUUAGGUUAUUGUUAUAAGUUUCUGGUAGGAUGGUUAUUCUUCCUCUUUCGGACUUCCCAGAUUUUUAUUGUAUGAGUUGGUAUUUCUGUACGAAAAACACUAUUGUUUAUCUCUGUCAAUCUAUCCAACUACUGAUCUAGCCAGUUAGUCCACCUAAGUCAGUCACAAAGGGUUGUUCUCUGCUUUACGCUUCAACAGUCUACAGUCUAAAACUACGAAGUGCUGGUGUCAAGUGAAUAUUCUUGUUGUUGUUGUGGUCUUCAGUCCUGAGACUGGUUUGAUGCAGCUCUCCAUGCUACUCUAUCCUGUGCAAGCUUCUUCAUCUCCCAGUACCUACUGCAACCUACAUCCUUCUGAAUCUGCUUAGUGUAUUGAUCUCUUGGUCUCUUAUAUACUGAAUUUUCUUAUAUACUUAUAUACUGAAUUUUCUUAUAUACUGAAUUUUCUUGAUUCAGAAUCUGUUUCUUCAGAAUAUGGCAUUUCAUUUCUAUAUUACUUCAUGUAAGUAUUUUUUCUUAGUUGUUUCAAUGUAUUUAAAUGGAGAGACAGUAAUAACUGUGUGUCACAGGUCUGUAAUUGAAGACAGUGUAAUUUAUGUUUCUACCUACAUGGCAACAUCUCUUUUUUACUAAGUUCUAGUUUUCUUUGGUUCCUACUAGCUUUUGGAUGCUUAUCAUUGUUGCUAUACAUAUAAGAUGGCAUAAUAUUCUCUACGGUUUGUGAUUCCUUUUGUGUAUGUGAUCUGCCCUAAGUUUAGAAGCUGUGUUUUAUUAUCGAGACACAAAAUUGACUUUCUCAUCCAGUAUAUCUCAUGUGUCCAUUGACUAUGGAACUGGAAAUACUGGUGUCACAUUAUGUGUGUGUGUCUCUCUCUCUCUGUCCUGAUUUCAUGAAACAUGCAUUCUAAGUAAUCAUUGUCCUAUGGAGCACUUGAAAUGCUGGUGAUGUCAAGAAUAUUCACAAACAUCAAAAGCAUAAGAUCCUUUGGGUAGUUUCCAAAGUACAUUCCCAAAACAAAAUCAGUACUCUUAUCUGUGGACUGUGUUGCUGUCAUUGAGAAAAUGGUGGAUGUCAGUGGCUUCUUACUUUAUUAUUUACUUACAGUGAGUAUCAUUUGCACCCUGUUCUUUGGUAAUGUUUAGUUGCCUAUUCCAUUCAGAUACUGUUGUAAUGUGUUGGCUGAUCACUCAGCAUUAUCUGUCCAUUUCAUCGAGUAGGUUGAAAUAGUGAAAGUAUUUGUUAAUGUAUUAUGUUAUGAAAACUAGCCCUAAUAUCAUUAUAGCAAUGGAAAGUCCGUUUUGAAAUGUAAAUAAUGGUCAAAGGUCAGUCCAAAGAUAGUGGUGGUCUGUUCUUUUGAUCGCUAUUGUCCGUGAUACCAAAAUGGUUGUUAUUUCUUUAAGAUUGAGUAGAAGUGUAGUUCUAACAUAUUGUUGUUUAAACUGAAUGUGUCUAUGGCAUGUUAUGUAUGUAUUCUCCAUUGAAAUAUCAAUAUUUAUUGUGUUACUCCUCAUAUGAAGCCUGCUUUAUGACACAUAUGAAAGAGAUCUUGUGUUAAAUAUUUUUUUUAAAUUUAGGUUAGCAUAGCAUGAUAUAAACUGACUAAACAGUUGUAUAGGACCAAUCUCAUAUGACAGACCUAGGGUGGGCAGUGUCAUCUGAUUAAAAAACCUAUAUUUUUUGUAGGCAGUCAAUUUCUCUUCCCUGUGAGAUGUUUGUAGUUGUCACCCAAAAUGACAUUAAAAACCUUGUCUUCCUUGUACUAUGAAAUUUGUGAAAUACUGUGCUAUGGUUUUUAUUUGUAAUUUAGUCUGAUAAGCACAAAUGUUAAUAAAAUAUUUGUAAUUA
Messenger RNA from Schistocerca nitens (vagrant locust), 3698 nucleotides. Its product is annotated as UPF0669 protein C6orf120 homolog. The transcript is spliced from 7 exons. NCBI's taxonomy places the organism in Eukaryota, Metazoa, Arthropoda, Insecta, Orthoptera, Acrididae. Bases 273 to 869 code for a protein of 198 amino acids. The record is from RefSeq and is a predicted model, not a curated record.